CCAGAUCACCCCGGAAUUUGGCAGGGAGAUGGCACACAGCCUCCUGGGGGUGCUGGUGGCCUUCCUGCACAGUUUCCAGCGGAAGGUGGAGCGGUUCCUGGAGGCCCCCGGUGAGGCCACCCCACCUGAUGGUGCCACCAGCCGGGCCAUCGCCCUGGUCAACUGCUGUCCCCCCUUCAGGACCUUCACCGAGCGCCUGGCACAGUUUGGGCACCCGGAGAGCGAGGAGCCCCGGCGCCAGGCCCACGCCGCCCUGGACAAGGUGACCCGGCUCUGCAACCAUGUCCUCACCCAGCGCCUCUUCGAGGACCUCAAGGUGCCCACGCGGCGCGGGACGGCCUGGGGAGGGGACCAGGGUGUGGGCAAGGUGCCCACCAGUUGGGUGCUGAUCUGGGUGACGCCCAUGGGUGCAAUGGUCAUGGUGCCCCUUGGUGUCUACACAGAAUCCACAGUAUCCACAGCAUCCAGCUGA
Molecule: messenger RNA, 472 nt
Organism: Athene cunicularia (burrowing owl)
Lineage: Eukaryota; Metazoa; Chordata; Aves; Strigiformes; Strigidae
Product: exocyst complex component 3-like protein 2
Exons: 4
Coding region: 29-472 (147 amino acids)
Biological process (GO): exocyst localization; exocytosis
Cellular component (GO): exocyst
Molecular function (GO): SNARE binding
Source: RefSeq, a predicted model, not a curated record